AUGCGACGACGUUGUGCAUGCGUGCACGUUAAAUCGGCGGUCGCUGAAAAGGCAGAAAAAUUCUAUGUUCCGACCGUCAACCCCAACAUCCUCACAACCAGCAUGACCCUACUGCCUCGGCAUGGAGGCCAACAAAUUGAAGAGGAUCCCGAUGAUUUUGGAACUCAGGGCAAAACGCAUCGAGUGAAACGUGAAAAAGAAGCAAAGUCCCGAAGAACUGCUCAGGGCCGAAAGGCAGGUACCCUUCUACUGCAGGGAUAUCAAUUGAUUUUGUGGAAACAAUGCCACACGUUAGUUCAUGGGCACGGGUUUCCAGAACAAUUCGAGGGAGUAGUUCGUGAUCUCUGGGCUCUGAGGCUUCAGGGUCUUGCACGGAAAAUCAAUCAAUCUGCAGCGGAUGAGGAUCCGGAGAGUGAGACUGAGCUCUUCAGCUCCCAAGCUUCACCGUCAGAAACGGAUGAUUCCGAUAAUUUAUCCUUCAAGUCAAAUUCAAGGUUUCUCGAAUGGCCACGAAUGGUUGAUUCCAUUGCUACGUGCUACCUAGCAGCAGUUUUGAUGCGACUCCCAGUUUGCAUCUACGACUUUCGUCGAGAUAAUGCGGUCUUCUACCAACGAAAAUUCGGUAUUGAACUUCCACCAUUGAACGCCCCCUUGAUCUUAUAUCGCCAUAUCAAACGAUUAGGGGUUCCAAUUGAUGUCUAUGAGAUCACCAAAACAUUGCAAACCCUCCUUGACUUCGAAUUCACGUACCCAAAUAUCCCUCCAGAACAGCAGCGGAUACAUGGGCUUCAUCUUCCAGAAGUUCAGUUGGUGGUUCUCAUUGUCUUAGCAACCAAAUUGCUAUUCCCAUUUGAUGAUCUAGAGAGACACCCGAUCACGGCCUUCGAACCCGCUGCUCAGGGUAUAGACUGGGAUAAGUGGCUACAAGCGCAGCAGAACUUUGAUUCCCAAAACAACCCCCAUGGGAUACUAGGAAAAGAAAAGGUCAUUGGAGUGACCGAAAGAGAUGUCUUAAAGAUGGAACCUGAGCAACUAGACGGCUACAUGGAUUGGUAUGAGAAAAACUGGUUAACCAAAACCACGAGCAAGAAUCCAAAUGCCGACAUGUUCCCCCUCUCUCGCCCAGCCAAUCAAGAUCCAUCGAACUCUAACAACAAUCGUUUGGCUUCGCAAAAUAACGUUGAUGAAAAUGAACUCUUGAACGGUAUGGGGCGAACGGUGAAUGAAAGUAUACUCGCCAUUCCCCCGAUUCCUCCUGAAGAAGGAAAGAGGACACCCAGACCAGGCAUGUGGUUUCAACGAUACCGAUGGGAAUCCAGUCUUCCGAAGACACCGCGAGUCUUCUACCAGCUAGCUGCUCAGCUUGGGGGUGUUUCAUUGCCAUAUCUUGUUAGAGUUGUCUCAAGAGCUGAAUGGCGAGUUUCGAAAUGGCAAAAUAGCCAGAGACGGACAGACUACAUUGAACAUGGACGGGAGUCUGACGACGAGGAAGAAGAAGAUCCUUUUGGGGAUGGUGAGGGGGUAAAUGCGGCCCGCCCACCUUUGCUAAGCGAGAAUUCCUCAAAUUGUCAUCGCCUCCUCCGCCUCGAACCCAGCGACCGACCGCCGACACCAACGAAAACUCGCAACCAUUUCGUCAAGACCCUGACGGGUAAGACCAUUACCCUCGACGUCGAGUCGAGCGACACCAUCGACAACGUCAAGACCAAGAUCCAGGACAAGGAGGGCAUUCCCCCUGAUCAGCAGCGUCUGAUCUUCGCCGGCAAGCAGCUCGAGGAUGGUCGCACCCUGAGCGACUACAACAUCCAGAAGGAGUCGACUCUUCACCUUGUCCUCCGUCUGCGUGGUGGUAUUAUUGAGCCUUCCCUGAAGGCCCUUGCCUCCAAGUACAACUGCGAGAAGUCCAUCUGCCGCAAGUGUUACGCCCGUCUCCCUCCCCGUGCCACCAACUGCCGUAAGAAGAAGUGCGGUCACACCAACCAGCUCCGCCCCAAGAAGAAGCUCAAAUAG
Penicillium angulare is the source of this 2010-nucleotide messenger RNA. RefSeq names its product ubiquitin-60S ribosomal protein L40. The transcript has 10 exons. Gene Ontology annotation, cellular component: ribosome; nucleus; cytoplasm. Gene Ontology annotation, molecular function: protein tag activity; structural constituent of ribosome; ubiquitin protein ligase binding. Bases 1 to 2010 code for a protein of 669 amino acids. The record is from RefSeq and is a predicted model, not a curated record. NCBI's taxonomy places the organism in Eukaryota, Fungi, Ascomycota, Eurotiomycetes, Eurotiales, Aspergillaceae. Gene Ontology annotation, biological process: modification-dependent protein catabolic process; translation; protein ubiquitination.